ACUCGUUGUGAAUGCGAUCUAGGAAACACAAUGUCCUUUAUGAAACUAGGCCCAGCCUGUUAGAUAACCUUCUUCUCAUUUCCACUGAGGGUGAAUCAUAUGAGGCAUUUGAUGCAGAUAAGCUGUAUGACAGGUGGCUGCAUGGAGGCCAGAGACGCCAUCACGUCAAUGAUGAUUGUGACGGGUGACUCUUCUAGAAGCUGGGCACAUGGCUGAAAAAGUUAUUACAGAGCCCUGUAUGGUGAGAGAUAUUGUACUUUUAAUGCAUUGUUAAACUUAAGUUUUGAUCUUAACUAAGUUUGUCACUGAAGGUAUUUCAUCAGCAUCAUGUCACAUUUGGAUAUUUGUGCUUAGCAUAAGUCUGUAUAGGAUUAUCACUGGAUCUUCAAGAGGUACCACAAAUAACUAUUUUGCAAUAACAUUCCAAAACCAUUGCAUAGUAUUGCAGGCUAAUAUUUUAUUUAUUGUUAGCUUCUUUUGUUGAACUCUUUUCUCAACUUUUCACAGGAAGAAAGUACCAAGGAUUUAAUGGUGAAAGGAAAGCCAGCAAAACUGAGAAGUAUUUUGGUUCCAGAUACCACAGACACCAUACCUGUCAGUCUCUGGCGUGAUGACUCCAGUUCACCUGUAAAAGUUGGCAACUGUGUAGAAUUUAAAUACCGCAUCAGUUUUAAUUCAUUUGAAGAAAGACUGGUCUGUCACAUCAAUGGCAGCAGAGAUGUGGAGCAGCGGCCCACCUCGUCUCAGCGGCACACGGCACGAUCUACCGAUUCACGGCUCUGUAGCUACUCGUCUCAGCAGCCCACGGCAUGAUCUACCUACCCACGGCUCUGCAGCUACUCGUCUCAGCUGCCUAUGGCACGAUCUACCGAGCUACGGCUCUGCAGCUGCUCCUCUCAGCGGCCCACGGCACGAUCUACCGACCCACAGCUCUGCAGCUACUCGUCUCAGCGGCCCAUGGCACGAUCUACCGACCCACGGCUCUGCAGCUACUAGUCUUAGCGGCCCACGGCACGGCACGACAUCUACCGACCCACGGCACGGGACGACAUCUACCGACCCACGGCUCUGCAGCUACUCGUCUCAGUGGCCCACUGCACGAUCUACCGACCCAUGGCUCUGCAGCUACUCGUCUCAGCGGCCCAUGGCACGAUCUACCGACCCACGGCUCUGCAGCUACUAGUCUUAGCGGCCCAUGGGACGAUCUACCGACCCACGGCUCUGCAGCUACUCGUCUCAGCGGCCCACAGCACGAUCUAUCGACCAACGGCUCUACAGCUAUUCGUUUCAGUAGCAGCACGGUCUACCGUUUCACGGCUUAGCAGUACCUCGUCUACUUCAGUGACUUAACGAUAUCAAUUUUUCGGAGUUUUUUGUCUAUUUUAUUCAACAUUUUCUGUACAGUUUUUUUCGUCAUAUUAAAAUUAUUUAUUUAUUGAUUUCCACUCUUGUUGUUUUUUAAUCUUCAAAAUAUCCUCAACAGUCACGUUUAUCUCUUUUACUUUCCUUUGAGAAACUCUGGAAGAUAACUUUCACACACCUAAUGCAUGCCAGCACAUCUUUUACUUUUGACUUCAUUCAAGUACGUGUGAAUACAAUACUUCCACAGUCCCUCAGCUUUGCACCCAAAUAAACCUUAUCAUAUCUCUAUAAUCUUGAACAAGUUAUUUCUAUAACAACAUUUCAAUAUCACCAUAUAUGCAUCCAUUCAUAAAUUUUACGUCAAACUAAAACGUGAAAAUAUGUCAAUACCCACUUCUAAUUGCUAAGAAAUGAUGUUGAAAAAAUCUGUGCUGGAGUUUCAUGAAAAGGGGCAGGACAUAGUAAGCUUGUUGCCUUUUUAAGUAGUAUGCUGACAGUACAUAAAGACAAAUAACCAAUAUUUGUGCUCUCUUGGCCAUUGUGAUGGUCCUUCCAGUCAGCAGUGCCGAUGCAGAAAGGGGCUUUUCUCUAAUGAAUAAAAACGGAUUGGAGAGCCUCACUUACACCACCUUCUUUAACAAAUCACAUGACAAUUAAGUAAAAUAAAAUUGGACUAGUUUGUGCCAGAUUCUGCCUGUGGAAAAUGGUUUGCAGAUGAUAGGAGAACCCUGGAUCCACAGAAAUAUGCCAGAAAGGCAUAGAGCUGUGCUAACAUUGCAGCAGAUGGCGCAAAAGGCUUAAGGGCUUUCAGAGAACAGUGUGAUUUUUGGCAGAUCAAAGGGUUCAUUUCUGCUAAUCAAUGUCAAAGGUUGAAGAAUGAUUUAUCAACAAGUCUGCAUUAUCUGAAGACACAGAAUAAAAAGUGAGCCUGAAGA
Molecule: messenger RNA, 2297 nt
Organism: Lingula anatina
Lineage: Eukaryota; Metazoa; Brachiopoda; Lingulata; Lingulida; Lingulidae
Source: RefSeq, a predicted model, not a curated record